AUGGAUAAUAAUAAUAAUAAUAAUAAUCCAAAUAAUAAUAAUCCAAACAAUAAUCCAAAUAAUAAUAAUGAAAUAGUUUUAGAUAUUAAUAAUGAAAAUAAAUAUAUUUUUGGUUUAAAAUUUAAUUAUCCAAAAAAAGAAAAUAAUGUUAUUGUAAAAAGAAAAAGUGAUAAUAAAGAUAAAUUUAUAUGGAUAUUUUCAAAUGAAUACCCAAUUAAUUUAAGAGAUUAUAUUUCAAAAGAAGAUUUUAAAAAUGAUAUUAAAAUAGUAAAUGGAUUAAAUGGCUAUUUUAUAUUUAUAAUUGGUUUAUAUUCAUUUUGGGUGCUAUUUUUUUCAGUUAUGUUUAUGAUUGGAUUCAUUCCAAAAAUAAGUCCAGUUCUUUUGGGUUUAUUUGGUCCAUUUUUAUUUUUCUCAAUUUUAAGUUUAAUUUAUCAAUUAAAGUUUAAAAGACAUAAAACAUUUUUAAAUUAUUUAGAAGGAAGAAUUCGUCAUUUAAAUCAUAAAUAUAGAGAUAUUCAAAUAGUUUGGAAAUUAGAAAAAAAGAUUUUUAUAAAUUUUCAUAGAGAAAAGAAAUUAAAAGUUUGGAUUGAAAUUCAACUUCCAAAUUAUCCAAUAAAGAUUGUUCAAUCUUGUCCACAAUUUUCAAAUAUUCAAAUUUCAAUACCAAAUAAUUGA
This is a messenger RNA of Dictyostelium discoideum AX4, 675 nucleotides long. RefSeq lists its product as hypothetical. The record is from RefSeq and is a predicted model, not a curated record. The coding region runs from base 1 to 675 and encodes 224 amino acids. The transcript has a single exon. Lineage: Eukaryota; Evosea; Eumycetozoa; Dictyosteliales; Dictyosteliaceae.